Messenger RNA from Homalodisca vitripennis (glassy-winged sharpshooter), 2405 nucleotides. RefSeq lists its product as uncharacterized. The record is from RefSeq and is a predicted model, not a curated record. The transcript is spliced from 6 exons. Lineage: Eukaryota; Metazoa; Arthropoda; Insecta; Hemiptera; Cicadellidae. The coding region runs from base 253 to 804 and encodes 183 amino acids.
UGUCUGACCAGUGACUAGUAAGUGAGUCAGUUUGGUGGAUGCCGGUUGGUUCGGUUCACUCAGUAGCUUGUGAUUGUGUUGUUGGGCAGUUCGAAGUGAUUGGAUAAGAGAGUUGUGUAUUGGCGGUUGUUGGAUUUGUGCGUUGAGCCAGUUUGUUCAAUCCUUCACAGUUCGUAAUCUGUUUGUGUUUUAAAAAUCUGUGGUUAUUAAUUUUUCUAUUCCUUAGGUAACCUAAACACAAAUUCAAGAAAAAUGACAAAACUAAGCGUGUUUUCCUUGGUAUUUAUUGCCAUUUUUGGAUGUCAUGUCGCUUACGGCAUGGACUGCUCGCUGGGCACGUCGAAGGACAUUAUUAGCGAGUUUAUAAGCCACUGCCCUAGACCGUUGUUUGACUCCAGUGAUGAGUCCUACUGCUGCUGGAAACCGAAUGGUAUCGGUGAUAAGUAUGACGUGCAUUGCUGCACCUUCGUCGAUUUUGUCUUCAACAGUAUCUCCCUGGCUCUGCCGAUCAUCAUCAUCUGUCUGGUGGUGUCGUUCAUAGUGAGCUGUGUGUGCUGCCUGUGCUGCCCCUGCUGUUGCUUCUACAAGCGUAGGAGUGGCGGAAGCGUUGAACGGCUGCAGAUUCAGCACCAACAGUUGCAGAUUCAGCAGCAACAAGUGCUGUUGCAACAACAACAGCUGGAGCUGGAGUUGCAGCGACAGCAGUUGCUCGUGCAGCAACAACAAAUGUUGCAACAGCAGCCGGUUCAAUUGUCCUCACAGUUUCCCCCGCCGUACUCGGCUCCCGUUGACAACAAGAAUUAGCUUAGGCGUUGCGUCUAACUCGCAGGGGUGUUGCGGCCAGGCCCGAUAGCUGUGACUGUUGGACCGUUGCCCCCCCAAGCACCCUACCAACCCCUCUCUCGUUCUGAUGGGCGAGGUUGGCCAGCUUAAGAAUCUUUUCCAUUUUAACUUAUUCUCUCUUUGAUUUGUGAUCUUCAUCAUGGACAAUGACACUGUGACUUCAAUCAAAUUGUAUCUUCCUUCUUCUCAGUUUGUUCUUCCGAUUGCCAUCAUUGAACAUACUCUAAUUUAAUUUACUAUCACUGGUAAACGAGAAUACAAAUAUUUUCCAAUAUUAAUUUUAGAAUAAUAAAAUUAAUAUUGAAAAUAUUUAUAUUCAUUUCCAGUGAUAGUAAAUUGUACUUUUUCCCAAUGCUUCAAGAUUCUUCAUACUGUAGUUUGUAAAUCAUAUUAGAUAUUGUGUUAGGUUAAGGUAAGUUUAGUCAGUUUUUAUAUACUUAACUAUAGUUUGUUUUAAAUUUAAAUACAAUAUAUUAUUCCUUUAAGUUUUAAUUUGACAAUAUAAGCAAUACUUCAUUUUAUACAUUUUUGUAAGUUUGUUUUAUUGUGGAACUUGUCUACUUCUUGUAUUUUUAUUUUUUGAUUCAGACGUAUUUUAUCCAACCUGUUUUUAAUCAGAUAUUAGUAGUAACUAAAAUACUUAAAGUAAUGCUUUUGAAAUUUGUUUUAUUGCGGAACUACUUGAUAUUAAUAGAUAGCUACGGUGAUGCUUCAUUUUAUAAAUUUUUUUUAAUUAGUUUUGAAGUGUAAUUGGUUUAUUUCUUGUAGCUAGUUUUUUUUUUUUUUUUUAUCUGAAUAUACAUAUUUUAUCUCAUUAAAUUUUAAUCUGAUAUUAUAAGAAAUAAUCAACGUCUACUUAUAUAAUAAAGGAAUGUAUAGUCUAGAGAUUUUUUUAAUGAGUCAAAAGGAGCAUUCGAUCUGCUAGUGGAUGUUUAAGGUAUUAUAUAUUAGUCCAGCUAAGUUAAUGUGAAGUGCCAAAACAGUAUCUCCUACUAACAUGCAUUUACAGAAAAUACGUUCUGAACGUUGUUACCGCCUGUCAAUUUUGUUCCUAGAGACAUUCCUAAAUUAGUAAUUGUGAAAUAGUUUUGGGCAUUUUUAACCACAUAGCUGUUUCUACCAAAAAUAUGUACAUAUAUGUGUUAUUUUAACGAAAAAAACCAUGGGUUGAUGUGCCUUAUUGCCCCAUAAUGUAGUGUUACGUUUCCAUUGGGUAUGUUUAACAAAAUUCUGAUAUUUUCAAUUGUUUUAUAAGAUACUUGGAAAACCAAACAAAUGGCAUAAAUUUAGUUAUUAUUUACACAUAUUUUUUGAGUUUAUUAUUUGUCAUAAGUAUCUAAAUUUAACUUUUCAAUAAAACAUGUAUAAUAAAUAGAUCAAACGAAUACCCUGUUUUAUAUUGUGAAUUUUUUGUUAAACAUGCCCUAGUUUACUAUUUUACAGUUAGAUAUUUUUGUAAGUUUUAGCUUAUAUAAUUUGCCCAUUGCGACUCGGCUGUCUAUUUUUGUCCAUUUCAUAAUCAGCUCUAUUGUAAUAAUAAAAGUACGAUUUUUAAGAAUGAA